Molecule: messenger RNA, 386 nt
Organism: Lutra lutra (Eurasian river otter)
Lineage: Eukaryota; Metazoa; Chordata; Mammalia; Carnivora; Mustelidae
Product: protein PET100 homolog, mitochondrial
Exons: 5
Coding region: 111-338 (75 amino acids)
Biological process (GO): mitochondrial respiratory chain complex IV assembly
Cellular component (GO): mitochondrion; mitochondrial inner membrane
Source: RefSeq, a predicted model, not a curated record
UUGACUUUGGGCGGAAGCGGCUUUGUAGCCUAGGAGAAGCGAGAUGGGGGUGAAGCUGGAGGUGUUUCGGGGGAAUCGAUUCCAAGUAAUGAGGAUUCCAGGGUCUGAAGAUGCUCCAGGGAUCUAACGGACGGAUGACACUCUACCUCACCUUCCCUGUGGCUAUGUUCUGGAUCGCCAAUCAGGCCGAAUGGUUUGAAGACUAUGUCAUACAGCGUAAGAGGGAGCUGUGGCCACCUGAGAGGGAAGACCAGCGCCGGGAGCUAGAAGAAUUCAAAGAGAAGAUACGGAAGCAGCGGGAGGAGAAGCUCCUUCGUGCUGCCCAGCAGAGCUCCUGAAUCUUAGCCCGUCCACCCAAGAAAAUACACAUACACGGUUUCUUGUUU